AUGCACUUGUUCAAUUUGUGCAGCAUUUGGCUGCUUUUACCCUGGGUUCAGGGAGCGGUGCCCCCAACUACAGAUCACGAAAGUUUCAUUAUAGAGUAUGAUGAGCAAGCCAACGGUGGACGGUCCCUCGAUCUUUUGUCCACACUCGGUCUCCGGGUUGUUACUACUUUCGACCACCCUCUGUUCUCUGGUGUCACGGUCAAAACAACAAACCACAACGUCGAAGCGCUGAAGAAGCUACCAGGCGUUCUCAACGUGUGGCGCAAUGGACUCGUGCAACAUGUCCAGCCUGUCAAGCAAGGUCAGCUGGUGAACCACAUCAAUAAGCGCCAGCAGUCGUCUACAUAUAUUAACCACACCACUCACCUUACAACUGGAGUUGCCCAGCUGCACGACCAAGGUAUCAAGGGAAAGGGUGCGAAAGUUGCUGUCGUGGACCUUGGUGUUGAUUACACGCAUCCCGCACUUGGCGGUGGUAUCGGAGAACGCUUCAAGGUUAAAGGUGGCUGGAACUACAAUAACAAUAAUGAUGACCCACGCCCGACCGACCCGGAGGAUGAGAGCCAAACAAUCCAGGCAUUCCUACGCGCUCAUACGGACGGAUGCGAUGUGAUCUCGGCCAGUAUUGGCGCGACGGGGGGUUGGCCCAACGGCGUCUUGGCUGAAAUGGUCACCCGGCUCUCCGAAGCUGGCAUGCUCAUUGUCAUUGCUGGUGGAAACGGCGGCGCGUCGGGGCCUUUCCUCGGCACCACCCUUUCCGCAAGCCCUGAUGCUCUCGCUGUUGGUAACAUUGAUACCAGAGCACAGCCGUUCAAGCCUGACUAUAAGACUUCUUGGCCCACCACGAACGACUUAGAGUUCAAGCCUGAUAUUUCUGCUCCUGGUGUCGGUGUUUAUAGCACUUGGCCUGGGGGACGCUUCAAACUUCUCUCGGGCACAUCUAUGGCGACCCCUUACGUUGCCGGCGUAGCUGCUCUUUGGAUUGGUGCCCGAGGGGGCCGUCGGGUUCAAGGCAAUGGCGUCGCAAAACGUCUUCGCCAGCGCAUCAUCAGCAGCGGUAAGCCCGUUGCGUGGCAAGUGGGAGAGGAAGACGCGAAUCCCGCCAGACACGCCCCUGUUUUCCAAGUCGGGACUGGUCUCGUGAAUGCCAUCGACGUGCUGAACACCAAAACGCAGGUUGAAGGUGAAAAGAUGAACCUCAACGACACAACUCAUUUCAACGCAGAACAUUCACUCACGAUUAUCAAUCGGGACAAUGUGACUAUUACGUAUAACCUAACAGUUCAGCAAGACAGUGCUAUCAUUGCAUUUACUGCCCAGAACGACGGAAUCCUCACGCCUACAAACUCUCUAAACAUGGUACCCAUGGACCUCUCAACAGAGGUCACCUUCCCUGCUGCGCUUACUCUUCAGCCAGGACAGAAGAUGAACGUCCCUAUAACCUUCACCAAUCCUCUGGAGAUGGGCUGGCCAAACAUGGACACCAGUAGGCCUAUAUACGGCGGCAAGGUCAUAAUCCGCAGCAGUAGCGGUGAAAGACUCGCAGUUCCUUUCAAUGGUCUCGGUUUUGAUUUCAAAGAGGGAACCAAACCCUGGGUCGUCAAGGACCCCAUGAACUGGCCACCACAAAUCUUCCGCCAGCGUGGCGAGUUACCUUUCCAGAACGACUCGACAUUUUCAUUCAACCUAAGUGUUGCCGCUCAAGACUUCCCCAUAUUUCGGUUCAGUUUGCUAGUUAAGACACGAGAACUCCGAUGGGACAUUUUUGAGGCCAAUUAUACUGAAGCUCUUUGGUCGUACCCUCCACAGGUCGAUAUCAAUGGCUAUGUAGGUUCUGCGACAGCCUACAGGAAUGCAGAUGACUUGUGGUACGGGCAGCCAUUCGACCCGGCAACGUCAAAUGCCCAGGAUGUUUUACCAUUCCCGAUGUAUGACACGACGAAGUCACUGAGCAUCCAAGAUUUCCCUUGGUUCGGCCAACUUGCUAAUGGAGCGCAAAUUGGUAAUGGUAAAUAUAGAAUGCGCAUUGCCAGUCUAGCACCCUUUGGUAACCCAAAGAAGGCCGAUGAUUGGUGGGUUUAUAAAGACUUGCCUUUGCUUACAGUUGCUAGGUAG
This is a messenger RNA of Colletotrichum truncatum, 2115 nucleotides long. The record is from RefSeq and is a predicted model, not a curated record. NCBI's taxonomy places the organism in Eukaryota, Fungi, Ascomycota, Sordariomycetes, Glomerellales, Glomerellaceae.